Messenger RNA from Archocentrus centrarchus (flier cichlid), 3688 nucleotides. RefSeq names its product glutamyl aminopeptidase (gene enpep). The coding region runs from base 94 to 2973 and encodes 959 amino acids. Gene Ontology annotation, molecular function: peptide binding; zinc ion binding; metalloaminopeptidase activity. Gene Ontology annotation, cellular component: plasma membrane; cytoplasm. The transcript is spliced from 20 exons. The record is from RefSeq and is a predicted model, not a curated record. Lineage: Eukaryota; Metazoa; Chordata; Actinopteri; Cichliformes; Cichlidae. Gene Ontology annotation, biological process: proteolysis; regulation of blood pressure; peptide catabolic process.
ACUCCAGAAGCCAAAGCCUGCAGCUCUGACCUCAGGUCAGCUAAAGAAUCGUUUACCUUUAGAAAGCUGUGUAUUUUCAGAUCAGGAGUUGCCAUGGUUGACGGUAUGGACAUGGACAAGCAAGAGAAGCGUUACUGUAUUCAAGGUAAGCAUGCAGUCAUCAUCUGCAUAACAGUGGUGUUGUCUUUGGCAGUGGGCCUCGGGGUGGGCCUCUCUAGGUCAAACAACACCAGUCCUACUACCACCACCACAACAGCUCCCACAGCAGGGCCUACCCAGCCCCCUUCACAUGGCAGAGGGCCCUGCUUGCCUUCCACUGACUCAAACGGGGACUGGAGGAAUUUCCGUUUACCCAACUAUGUGAAUCCCGUCCACUAUGAUCUGCACCUGGAGCCGAACCUAGAGGAUGACACCUACAUAGGCACUGUUGAUAUUGAACUGGAAGUAACUAAGCCCACCCGGUAUCUUUGGCUCCACAUCAGGGAGACAUUUGUCAGCACCAUGCCAAGGUUGAGAAUGCUGAGUAACCAGGGAGGGCAGAGGGAAAUGGCAGUAAAAAGCUGUUUUGAAUACAAAGAUCAGCAAUAUGUGGUGGUGGAGGCCACAGAGGAGCUGCCUGUCUCUGGCACAGGAGAGGUCUACACCCUCAGUCUGGACUUCCAGGGUUGGCUCAAUGGCUCUGUGGUGGGAUUCUACAGAGUUAUUUACACAGAGAAUGGGAUCACCAAAAAGAUUGCAGCUACGGAUCAUGAGCCAACAGAUGCCCGGAAGUCUUUUCCCUGUUUUGACGAGCCCAACAAGAAAGCCACCUACAAUAUCUCGAUAACUCACGAUGCUAAAUAUAAGGCGUUGUCCAACAUGCCAGUAGAGGGCACCCCUCAGGAACUGCCUGACAAUAAAAUUAAAACCUCUUUUAAGAAGUCUGUUCCAAUGAGUACCUAUUUGGUAUGUUUUGCUGUGCACCAAUUUGACUACGUGGAGAGAACUUCAGCCAGAGGAAUUCCUCUGAAGAUCUGGGCCCAGCCAAGUCAAAUACAAACUGCUGAGUAUGCUGCAAACGUAACCAAGGUCAUUUUUGACUACUUUGAGGAAUAUUUUAACAUGAACUAUUCCAUCACAAAAUUGGAUAAGAUAGCCAUCCCUGACUUUGGUACUGGUGCCAUGGAGAACUGGGGCCUUAUCACCUACAGAGAGACCAACCUGCUGUAUGACCAAAACCAGUCGUCGUCCUACAAUAAGCAACGAGUGGCCAGUGUUAUUGCACAUGAGCUGGUUCACCAAUGGUUUGGGAAUAUUGUAACUAUGGAUUGGUGGGAUGACCUGUGGCUCAAUGAGGGCUUUGCCAGUUUUUUUGAAUACAUUGGCGUGGAAGUAGCAGAACCAACCUGGGGCAUGCGAGACAUUAUGAUCAUCAGUGAUGUACUUCCUGUUAUGGUGGAUGAUGCUCUCCUGUCCUCUCAUCCAAUCAUUGUAAAUGUGUCAACCCCAGCGGAAAUCACCUCUGUGUUUGAUGCCAUCUCAUACAGCAAGGGAGCAUCCAUUCUUAGGAUGUUGGAGGACUGGAUGGGCAGAGACGUGUUCAGGGAUGGCUGUCGAAAAUAUUUGAAAGACUUCUAUUUCAAGAACGCCAAAACGGCUGACUUCUGGGCAUCUCUUGCUAGAGUGAGUGGGUUGCCGAUUGCAGAAGUCAUGGAUACAUGGACCAAACAGAUGGGCUAUCCUGUUUUGGACCUGUCUGUUUCAGAGACGAAUGCCAAACUGAGCCAAAAACGUUUCCUCCUGGACCCUAAAGCUGAUGCCAGCCAGCCUCCUUCAGUUCUUGGGUACAAGUGGACAAUACCAAUCAAAUGGCAUUCUAUCCAAAAUGAAAAAAAUAUGUCAUCUAUAUUUGACAGAAACAGCACAGAGCAUAUCAUCAAUAACUACUCACUCCCAGUGGAUGGGCUGCUAAAGGUUAACAAUGAUCAUAUUGGAUUCUACAGAGUCAACCAUGACAACCACAUGUGGAAUGCUAUUAGUCAACAGCUUCAAACCAAUUAUUUGGAGUUUGAUACUGCUGAUCGCACAGGCUACAUUGAUGAUGUUUUUUCUCUUGCAAGGGCUGACAUUAUAGAUUACAGUCAUGCCUUCAACCUUACUAAGUACCUGGCAAAUGAGACGGACUAUAUAGUCUGGGAUCGUGUGGCCUCUUCCAUCGCCUAUCUCCGGGACAUGCUCUCUGGCAACGCUAUCCUCUAUUCAAAGUUUCAGAAAUUGUUUCGUGACCAUGUUAAAGCAAUCUCAACACAUCUUGGAUGGGAGGAUAAAGGAACACAGACACAGAGGUUGCUAAGAGAGACGGUGCUUGGCAUUGCUUGUCAGAUGGGAGAUCAGGAUUCUCUGAAUGAAGCUUCUCGCAUUUUUGACCAGUGGAUCAAUGGAAGUGUAAGCAGUGUAGCGUUGAACCUGAGACUACUGGUAUAUCGAUAUGGCAUGAAGAAUUCAGGCACUGAAGCAAAGUGGAACAUUAUGUUCCAGAGGUACAAAGAUAUUUCUUUGGCUCAAGAGAAGGACAAGCUGCUGUAUGGACUGGCCUCUGUGGAAAAUGCAGAUCUUCUUUUUCGGCUCCUGGAGGCUACAAAAAAUGAGAGUGUAGUGAGGAGUCAGGAUUUGUUCACUGUGGUGCGAUACGUAUCCUAUAACCCGCUGGGCCAAAUCAUGGCCUGGGACUGGAGCACACUUAACUGGGACUACUUGGUAAAUAGGUACACCAUCAAUGACAGGAACCUUGGUCGCCUACUGAAUCAAAUUACCACCAACUUCAACACAGAGCUUCAGCUAUGGAAGAUGGAGCAUUUCUUCAGUCUAACAUCGGAUGCUGGUGCUGGUGAGAUGCCAAGGCAGCAGGCACUGGAGAGAGUGAGGAACAAUAUUGAAUGGAUUAGGAGGAAUGAGGAUGAGAUCAAAGAGUGGCUGGAGAAUAACGUUGCCUGAUGGAAAGCACUGAGGCCAUACAUUCAUACUACACCUGUAACGAUCUAGAGCACCCACAGUAUAUGUAGAAAUGAAUAUGUCAGGUGAUUUUGAGCUGAUUUUAGCUGAUCCGAGGGUUCUUCUGAUCUUAAUCAACAAAAUAUACACAACAGUCUAAAGAAUUGCCCAUCAUCUGAGGUUCUGGCACUUACUGUCACUUACUUAUAAUAACCAUCUCAAUUUAUAUAAAUACAUUUAAUGCAUUUUACAUACUUUACAAUACAUUUUAAUUGAUGUCCAGUCACUCAAGAUCUAUUUUUGGACUACAUAUGUUCCACGAAGAUCAUGGUUUACCACCAUCCUUCUGGGUUUUAAUAAUAUAUUACAGAGCUCCUCAAUUUUAAUAGUUUCAGCAAUCUCCUUAAUCAAUUUUUAGCUUGAUGCAGGCCAAUAACUUGAUCCUUCUGAAACAGAGUAACAUCUUUCCAUGACAGCAGGCUACGCCAUGGUUGUUUAAGAAAUGAGAACCUACUCACUGAGUCAGUUACAGUUAAAUAACCUAUUGCCAGCCAAAAUCUUGUAGCACUCAAACACAUUCCAGUAAUGUGCCACCAACUAGCUGUGCAUGGUGCUCAUGCAGUUGUACGUAGUGAGCACAUAUGUAUGAUUUAGUCACUCUAAUAUAAUAUAAUUUCAAAACAUGCCUGUUGAAGAUCGCCUACUUGUUUUAGUUCCU